AUGAGCACCACCACCCCUCAGGGCUUGCGAAGUGCCCCCAAAGUAAACCAACCCUUCAUCCCUGAUACCGCACCCGUUCGACGGUCGCACCAUGCGAAUCAAUCACCACAACCCGCAGCCAUGGUUCACUCUCAUUCCAACUCUUCCGCCAAUGCGAACAGCCCUCAUCCUCACUUCGAUAACUGGGAUGGGCGGGAACAGAAGGUCCCGAUGUCCACGCGGGAGGUAGCCACGCCGGGAAAUAGACCGGGCUUAUUUGCCAGUCUGCACGACAGAGGGAAGACAGCCAAACAGCCCGACUUCUACGAUCCGUAUUUCCCACUCAGAUAUCUGGAGGUCCCAAAGUGUACGUCGGAGCGCCGUGCGAAUCCUAGAUCAACAACAACUGAUGUUUUCGCAGCUGAUCACAUCUACAAACGAGCUCAUUAUGGCCUACAAUCUGGAAUACCCGAUGAAGUCGAUUUUGCACUUUAUCACCUCGUUCAAAUAUCCAACCAACGGGGAGAUAAAUUCAAGUUCGAGGGCUUUCCCUUACUGGCAGAGACUCUGAUGGAAAAGGCCAUUGAUGUCUCCAUCUUGUGCACGGGCGUUAAGUGGGAGUUGCAGUAUGAUUUCAGACAGCCCACUGACCGUGUGAAUGUGCUCAACUCCCUCCACGGAACAAGAGAUCUCUUGGAGAAAAUUAGGAAGAUCCCUGUCACUCUCCCCCAGGAUACCCUUGAGACCUACGAAUUCAAUCACCGCCUCCGGAACGUGAAAGAAGCGACGCUAGUCCUCAGAAAUAUGGUCUUGUUGAAAGAGAACGCGUUCUACGUGUCGCGUUAUGCUAAGGGACUUCUGAGGGAUUUCUUGGUCAUUCUCAUCAACCUUCCCAACCAAGCUUACCUCAACGAGAUUCGAAACGAUGCGCUGGACAUCGCUGAGGAAGUGACGAAGUUCAUGCGAACAGACGCGGAAGACCCGCUAUGGAUUUCGCUGCUCAACCUUCUCGAGUCUCCUGACCGCGCGCACGUCAUUCGCGCGCUUUGGGCCCUGACCCAUUUCUCAACGGAACUAGAUGAGCCAGAUGCAAACCGAGCCAUGGAACGCAUCUCGAAACAUACUCUACAGCAGUUGUACUUCCACACGUUACUUGACUUGGACAAGGAUAUCCUGAGUGGCGCGCUCGAUUUCUGGUAUCAAUAUACGCUCUCGAGUGAGAAUAUCGAGAACAUGAUGGAUAUAUUUAGUCUGCCAUCCGUUUUCGUGCCGCGAAUGGUUGCAUUGUUACUCCAUGAUGGACGGCCAACCAAGAAGGAGACCAUCUUACAAGACGAAAAAGUCGCGCCGCCUCCUUCUGAAAUCCCUCAUGUGCCUGCAGAGCUCCUCAAGGACCUGAUGGAACUGUCAGAGCCCGAACGCAGCUCUCGCUGGCUUCGUUGCUGCUUUGUCGAGGAUGCGGAGUGUGAGAUCACGCAAAUUGCACUGUGGCAGGCGUAUCAGAGCCGGUUCGCCGAUCCUCGAGUUCCUGGUGGAGGUGUCCUUCCUGCAGCAGAGUUCAUCAAGAACGUCAGCACCACGUUCACCAACGCCCAGGCACAGGUCAUCAAUGGCCCAGGUGCAUCGACCAGAUUCAUCAUCAAGGGCAUUAGACCACUAGAAACGGCUUACACCUUCCAAGGGUUCCCGUACCUGUACUGCAAAUGGGCCGACAAUGCGAAUCAAUCCAAGUCUUGCCAGCGCGCGUUCACCACGCCGACCGAUCUUCGCAACCACGUUUUCUCGGACCAUAUGAACCUGUCUCCUACCGAGAAGCCUGGCCAUUACAAUUUGGACAAGGCAGAGUCGCCGAUCCACACCUGUCUCUGGGAUAACUGUACCAAAUUCCGUUCGUCUGGCCCCAGUGCCAACACUGCGAUGGUCGCCGGCCAUGUUUCGUCGCAUCUCCCUGAAGAGCGCCCCGCCGAUGCAGAGCCUCCGGUCUCGAAGCGUGCCGUCCUCCAAGAGCGCAUCGUGCGCAAAUGGUUUUACAUGGACACUCCGGUCAAUGAGAGAGGGGAGCCCGUCGGAGUAGCUUAUAAGGCUGCGUUGGUGCUUCGUAACCUUGCAAAGAACCUCCCGAAUGGAGUUGCGCCCCAGUACAACGGGCUUUCGUGGAAGAAGGCUGUGUUCUUGAGCCACCGCCCAAAGAUUGUGGAGAUCUGGGAUCGCAACCGAUCACUGCGCAAGGAACUUACCGAGCUAAUCAUGACUAUAGAAAGAGAAGACUACUACUGA
Aspergillus terreus NIH2624 is the source of this 2256-nucleotide messenger RNA. RefSeq names its product putative chromatin remodeling complex subunit (Rsc9). NCBI's taxonomy places the organism in Eukaryota, Fungi, Ascomycota, Eurotiomycetes, Eurotiales, Aspergillaceae. The transcript is spliced from 2 exons. Gene Ontology annotation, molecular function: DNA binding. Bases 1 to 2256 code for a protein of 751 amino acids. The record is from RefSeq and is a predicted model, not a curated record. Gene Ontology annotation, biological process: regulation of DNA-templated transcription.